This is a messenger RNA of Oryzias melastigma (Indian medaka), 2995 nucleotides long. Its product is annotated as CD209 antigen-like protein E. Gene Ontology annotation, biological process: biological process involved in interspecies interaction between organisms. Bases 1605 to 2468 code for a protein of 287 amino acids. The transcript has 7 exons. Gene Ontology annotation, molecular function: fucose binding; D-mannose binding. Lineage: Eukaryota; Metazoa; Chordata; Actinopteri; Beloniformes; Adrianichthyidae. The record is from RefSeq and is a predicted model, not a curated record. Gene Ontology annotation, cellular component: external side of plasma membrane.
AGAAGUUUGUGAGCAGCACCAUUUACAAAAUGUCGGGAGGCAGAAAUGUGUGGGAAAUGGGUUUCUGGAUUGGCCUCACUGACAGAGAGACGGAGGGAAGAUGGGUCUGGAUUAACAAUGUUACAGAGGUGGAUCGAAGGUACUGGAUGGAUGGAGAACCAAACAAUAUUGGACAACAUGGAGAGGACUGUGGGGUUACAUCCUACAAUACAUAUGAUAAUAUUCGUAAAACUCGCUUUGACAGCUUUUGCAGGAACAAUCGAUAUUGGAUUUGUGAAAGAAAAUCGAGCUUAGGGGUCAGUUAAAAGCUCAGGAUGUAACUCAUACAGAAAACUGUGGGAGAUUUUGGAAACGUCAGCAAAAAUCGAGCCGAUACCAAUCCAUUACCAGUCAAUGUCGCCAAUAUUGAUACUGAAAUCAAUAUUUCUUGUGAUUGUGGUGGAUGUAAUAUGAACCUCAAAAUCUGAAUUGUUUUUUUUAUCACCUUGAAUGUUUUUUUUUUUUUGUAAGUUUCCCUUUUUUAAUAACUUGAUAAACACAAAAACAGAAUUAGGACAAUAUUUUAAAUUAUGUGGAAAAUAGUUUAUUAAAAAUAAAAACCUUGACAUUAAGAUAAAAGUGAAGAAGUGAAUGCAAAACAGUCUCCAAACCAAAAGACACAAGUAACUAUGAUACACAAAUAAAUUUAAAUGUUUAACAAAAUAAAAAAGUAGUAGCAAUAUAAAUAAUUUCUAACUUCUGAGCCUUUGAAUAGAACAAUAAAAACAAGUGAAAAGUAACUUGUCAGCAGAAUUUAAAUUGAGUAUAAAUAGGGUUAGAGUGCAUGUCGCCUGCAUCCAUGCACUGUGAGAUGUGCUGCUGAGAUCUCACAGAACUAGAGUGGUGAGACGCCGACUCAGCUGGGUCAUUUCUGCUGAUUCAGAAAAGUGAAAAAGUGGAAAUAUCGAUAUCUGUGGUUUGGUAUUGAUCCAACCGAUACCACCACGAGAUCGAUACUAUUGAUAUUUUCAGUCGAUCCGCCCAGCACUACUAUGAAUCCUAUAGAAGAGAUUCAGCAGCCUCAGAAGAUGGUUAAUGAUUUCUGUAGUGUUGGGUUGUCAUUUGGUUGACUUUCUUUACUCCUUUUUUUUUGCGGAUGUUCUAACUAUAGUGUUUUUUUGUGUCGUUGUGUGUUUGGUUAAAUCGGUUUAUUUUUGGAUAACUGUCUGAGUUGUUCCUGCUUUGAGAUGUUAUGUUGAUCUUUUCACCAGGUCGUUGGUUUAUGUUCAGCUGUGUUUGCAUUUAUUAAAGUGAAAUACAGCCUCUUUUAAACAUUCCUGCAUCCUUCUGCUUUUUUAGUUUGUCCAUAAAAAUGUUUGACUGUCAAAAAAAAAGACUAUAAGCAGCAGUAAUUUUUUGUGACAAAACAUUGCAAAAUAUUUUCCAAGAAACUUGCUUUGAUGAGUUUGCUUGAAUAUGGUUUUAGUGUUGGGUCUGAAUUUUAAAGGAAUGAAACAUUCAGAGAAGAUGGCGUGCCAGCAUUUUUGCAUCGUCAGCUGUUUGGAAGGUGGUUCACAAACCACUGAGCAGCAGACGGAGUCUCACUUUGGUCACAGAGAACUGACAUGGAUGGUCGACUCUUCAACGCUUCCCUUCGAAAGUUUGGAACAGGAUUCUGGAAAAUUCCAAAUUCCAGAGUAGUUCUUGUGUCCCUGGGACUGCUGAACGCUGUUUUAUUUAUAAUUGCUGUUGUUCUUGGAGUGAUGUGUGCUGGAGUCAGAGAGGACUCCUCCCUGAAGGAUUCCCACUCAGCUGCUUUGAAACUCAUCGGUGAGCUGACAGAUCUGCGCAGCAACCACAGCGAUUUGAUUGAAGCUGAAGAGGAAACCAAGAGGUUGCUGCAGAUGAAGAUCCAGGACCAUGUCAAAUUGAAGAAGCAAAUUCAGCAGCAGAUGGCCAUCAAUGACAAUUAUCAGACACAGUUCCAAGCCCUUCAAACCGAAAAAGAAAACCUACAGGCAAAUAUCACAGCUUUAGAGCAAACAUGUGGAAGAUGCUUACAUACAUGGAGUCUCCGGGACUCCUCCUGCUAUUUCUUUUCCUACACCGAGUCUCCUGUUGAGAAGAAGAGUUGGCAUGACAGCAGGACGGACUGCAUCAGUCGAGGAGCUGACCUGAUCGUGAUCGAAAGCUCAGAUGAGCAGAAGUUUGUGAGCAACAGGUAUCGCCAACUGAUGGGGAACAAAAAUUCAUGGGAAGACGGUUUCUGGAUUGGCCUCAUUGACACACAUGCAGAGGGAACAUUUGUCUGGGUCAAUAAUGUCACAGAACUGGAACCAAGGUAUUGGAUGAAUGGAGAACCAAACAAUUACAGAGACCAAGAGGAUUGUGUAACUACAGUUAACAGUGGAAGAAAUCCUUGGAAAACUCGCAAUGAUUUGAAUUGCGAGGAAGAAAGACAUUGGAUUUGUGAAAAAAAAUCAGAUUGAGUUGUGAAAUAAAAGCACAGGACAAUACAUACAAAAAAAACAUACCAGAAGCAACUUUCAGAAAUUAUAUCGAUGAAUGUUUGAUCUGAUCUAAGUAUUAUAUGACUUUAAUAAUUUGACAUUCUUACUGAUUACAAAUAAUACAUGUCCACUAGUGGAUUUAGCACAGAGAGGUAGUAUUUUAGAUGGGUUUCAUAAACUUUGGAUGUUUGAUUUGAUAUUGUUACCCUGAAAGAGUCUUUGCAUAAAAAGGAAAAGUAAAAAAAACUUUAUCUCAACUUCAAUGCAGGACAUUUAAAUACUCAAUAAUUGUAGUGAAUUAGAAAAAAACACAAAAAACAUAGAUUUAGUCAAAAACUGUUUCAUGUUUUUUUUUUUUUUUUUUUUUUUGCAACAUUUGUGCUGAUUUUGAAAGACUGCUAUAGCUGUUAAAGAUAAACUGCAUCAAAAGAGAAGAAAACGCUUGUAUUUGGAUCAUUUCUGUGUUCUGCUAUACUGUUUGGGAAUAAAUCUUAUACUCUUGUACA